Messenger RNA from Ctenopharyngodon idella (grass carp), 6236 nucleotides. RefSeq names its product cadherin 19, type 2 (gene cdh19). The transcript has 12 exons. Bases 274 to 2061 code for a protein of 595 amino acids. Gene Ontology annotation, cellular component: catenin complex; plasma membrane; adherens junction. Lineage: Eukaryota; Metazoa; Chordata; Actinopteri; Cypriniformes; Xenocyprididae. The record is from RefSeq and is a predicted model, not a curated record. Gene Ontology annotation, biological process: calcium-dependent cell-cell adhesion; homophilic cell-cell adhesion; adherens junction organization. Gene Ontology annotation, molecular function: calcium ion binding; cadherin binding.
GUCAUUGAAGGGACGAACCAUUUUGAGAGCUGUGAGCAUUAGCACUGCCGUCUGUGACCAGUUAACAGAUUAAAAUUUUGUUAAUGAACUACUGAGGAAAGCUUGAUGGUGAUUUUGAAGGAAAUGCUGUUCAGACACACAGAAAAGACAGCGUUUCCUUCUAAUGGAGUUUUGCCUCAUAUGCUGUUUGAGUCUGUCUCCUCCCUUGGCAUCAUCACCCUGACAUCCAGCCCUAACAUUCAGUGAAACACUGAUUCAAAGAACUUCUCAACAAUGGACAACUGUUCUGUUCUUCAUGUGCUUCUCAUGAUCUCCAUCAUGCCUGGCUGGCUUGGGGGUGACCUUAUAAUCUCAAGAAAACAGCAUGAGAUCCGUUUGAGUAAAGUCUCUCGUGGGUCCCAUCUGAGAGUGAGACGAGGCUGGAUUUGGAGCCAAAUAUUUGUUGAAGAAGAAGAUCCAACACCAAGAAAGAUUGGUCAGCUGAAAUCAGAUUAUGACACAGGGAACCUUACUAUCAAGUACAUCCUGUCAGGUGAAGGAGCUGGUGAGAUCUUCAUCAUUGAUGAGUACACAGGUGACAUUCACUUAUUACAGCCUCUGGAUCGCGAACUGAAGCCCUUCUACAUACUGCAAGCCCAGGCCAUCAACCGCAAAUCCAAACAGCCUGUUGAACCUGAAUCUGAGUUUAUCAUUAAAGUCCAGGACAUCAAUGACAAUGCUCCAGAAUUUAUCAAUGAGCCUUACGUGUCCAGCAUCCCAGAGAUGUGUCCCACAGGGACUACAGUUAUCCAGGUGACAGCUACAGAUGCAGAUGACCCUAUGUUUGGGAACAAUGCUAAACUCAUCUAUUCAAUCCUGCAGGGGGAGCCCUACUUCUCAGUGGAACCCAAAACAGGUAUAAUUGUGACGUCAUGGCCUGAUAUGGACAGAGAAGCCAGGGAGAUAUAUCUGGUUGUGGUUCAGGUGAAAGAUAUGCUGGGACUCAAUGGAGGCUACAGUGCCACAACCACCGUGACCAUCAGCCUAAUGGAUGUCAAUGACAACGGACCCACUUUCCAGCACAAUUUGUACACAUUUGCUAUAUCAGAGUCAGCUCCAGUGGGCACCACAGUGGGAAGAAUAAUGGCAGAUGACAGUGAUGUUGGUCUGAACGCGAAAAUGAACUACAGCUUAGAGGAUCUUGAGGAGAGCAGCACCUUCACAAUCCAGACGGACCCUGACACUCAAGAGGGGAUUGUCAUACUGGCUCAGCCAUUGGAUUAUGAAAGCAAGAGGCGGUUCGUCAUUGCUGUAGAGGCCAUCAAUGAAAACAUAGACACACGUUUUCUGAGUGAAUAUGAGUUUCAUGACAGGACAACACUCAAAAUUACUGUGACAAAUGUGGAUGAACCACCCAUCUUUUCUGAAACAUCUUAUAGCUGGAAAGUGCUAGAAAGCGCCCAAAUCGGCACUCAAGUUGGUACAAUCUAUGCUAGAGACACAGACACAACCAACAACCCCAUAAGAUACAGCAUUUCAAAAAGCAGUGACACACGACAGAUGUUCAGAAUUGAUGCUAAUAAUGGGACAGUAUAUGUGGCCAGCCGUUUGGAUCGAGAAACCACAGCCUGGUACAACUUGACCAUCAUCGCCAGAGAGAUCAGAGAUGACCAGCUGUCCUCCUCGGUGUCUUUACUCAUCACAGUCCUGGACGUCAAUGACAAUGUGCCUACCCUGUCACAAGACUAUCAGCCCUAUGUAUGUGAGGACACACAGGCAGGAGAGCUAAUUGAGUUGAUCAGUGCCACUGAUGCAGAUGAUCCUGCAGACGGCCAUCACUUCUAUUUCUCCAUGAUCCCAGACAAACACAUCAACCCUAACUUCACCAUCAGAGACAACCAAGAUAACACAGCUAGCAUUCUGGCACGAAGGAGCACCUUCACCCAACAUGAUCACACACACUAUCAUCUUCCAGGUGGUGAUCAGAGACAGCGGUUCUCCCAUUCUGUCCAGCACCACCACACUCACUAUCAGGGUGUGUGCGUGCCAGCCUACCGGACACUGUCCAUCAGAUGGUGUUGAAGCUCAGGCUCUCUCUCUGGACAUCAGCAUGCAGAUUUUACUUGGCCUGUCUGUUUGUCUCAUCACACUUGCAGCAGAGCUCUUGUGUUAAUGAGGGAAUAUUCUCCAAGCUUCAAGAAGGCAAGUAUGACAGGAGUGAACACAGGCCAAUCUAAUAAGCUUCAUAAUCAAUAUACUGAUAUGCCAGUGUGACCUCACACUAAUAUAAUAACACUGAUGCUUGAUCAAGUGUCAUAAUGCUAAUUACAUACUGUAUGCAAAUGAGAUUGCAUAUAUAAUUUGCAGAUGUGCAAUAUUGGGUGUAACAUAAUAAGCAUUCCUCAUCCAAGUCAGACAGCCAUUAUCCUGAUCCUGAUCACUGUCUGAGUUUAUCUUGUGAUAAUGACCAGUUGACUAUACAUUAUUGAUUACUUGUGUUCUGGAUUAGUAAUGCAUCAGUUAAUAAUAGUGCAAGUUGCAUGCUGUUAUAUUUGGCUGAAAAAUAUGAAAGUAUCCUCAUGCAAACACUAACCAUAUGUUUAAAGAUGUGCAGUGUACAAUGAACUGAACUACUAGCUAGGGUUGCAAAAUGUCCCGAAUGAUCCUAUAUUGGAGGGAACAAAAUUUGUAUUAAAAAACUGUAUUCAAUCUAUACAGAGGGCAGUUUGUCCCAAAUGUUAGUGUCUUAAAAAUUGUAGUGUCUGUAGGAAACUUAGAAAUGAAGACCAAGAGAUCUCUUCAGCAGAAUUCAUUGAAAAUGUGCUGUUUUGCACUAGAGUCAUCAGGUUUAACAAAGGUAUUCAUGGUGUUUUAGGCAUUUAUUGGACAGUGCCAGUAUAUUGGUCUUACACCCAGUCAUGAAACAAAGGUGUGCCCGAAUGUGACCUCAAAUAGAGCUAAUCUAGACCUAAUGAAGCCUUGUGAUCUUCAGCAUACCGAAUCUAGAUAAAUAGUAUCACCAAAAGGUUUGAGUCCCACCUGGUCCUAGGAGCAAUAGCUUAAUAAUAGCUGUGUUUCCACUGUCACUUCUGGGGCCAACGACCAAUAUUUUUUGGCCCGCUGAUUACCUUGGUCCAAAGAGGGCCAACUGGGGCUUGAGGUGUGGUCAUAGACAGAGUUUAUCUGAGUCAGGAGCAAUAUUCCCCCUAAUAUGCAUGCGUGCUGCGCAAAGGACAGACGUGAAAUGUGUGGGGAAAUCCAUUUGAUUGUAAUCUAAAUGAGUAAUAAUUGCAGUGCUCUGGUCAACCGCUAUAGAGUUAGUGUUGCUAUAGAGUUAGGGUUAGUGUGCGGAUUACAGGUUUCAUAGAAAGACAAUGAUGUAAGCGUGUGUGAGCGGCAGUGAGCCAAAUCAAUCUUAUCAGAAUACUGUAAGGUUUGCGGACCAAAUAGCUCGAUACGAGAGGCAACGUGAAAUGCAAAGAAAAAUAAAACAUCAUCAUGUUUUAUAUAAAAGUGGCUUGAUUAAGUUGUGAAAAUAACAGAUGAUGGGCACAGCAAAGUAACAAAACUUUGCAUGUAGCCUACUUAAUAAUAAUAAUAAUAAUAAUAAUACGUACAGCAUUUUAGUUAAAAAAACAGAGUAUUUGCCGUCUUAGCCAAUAGGCCUACAAUUAUCUUUUAUAACAAGAUUCUGUCCAAAUUUGUAGGCUAAACAUAUUAAACGAAAGGAAAAACUAUCAACGGUUUAUAAAGUAUUUUUUCAAGAUAUUUUAAAAUGUUUGCUGCAUGGUUAAAAAUACCGACACUAAAAAGAUAUAUAAGCUACGUCGCAUUUUAUUAUUUCAUUCAGAAAUAAUGUAAUUUAUCGGUAAAUAAAAUAAAAUGUUUACAAAUAGCCUAUCAUAUAGCUUUGUUUAUAAUGUUUGUAGACAUCCAUUAUGAACAAAACUGACCUAUUUUAUUUUACCACAAAACCUCUAAAGUUAACAGUUGGCCUAUUCAGGCUAUAUGCCUACGUAUAAGAAAUAAAACUAAAUAAGCGAUUUAAUCUGAAGCCUACCUUUCUCAUUCGACACUGUUUCCAAUUUCGAGACGAAUGCUAAACUAUUAAGCUUUGUACUUCACUCGCAUUAUCGACAUCGUUCUUCACAUAACAGCACAGUCAGGCGAUGGUCACGGGUGGUAAACGGCAGAUUGUACCACAGAAUUGAAUUGAGCAGUGUAACGUUUUAUAUGUUUGGUUGAUUGUAUUUUAUUUUAAUUAUUUAACAGGCUGCGAUAUCAAGUAAGCAAUGCAAGAAUUUGUGUGCGCGCGUGAGGCGCCGGCGCGACCACUGGAUUUUUUUUCCUAUGACAGUAAACUGUAGGCUACUCCGUAAUUUAAUGCAAGACAUAAUUCAUACAUUUACAAAAGACACUUAAAUAACGAAAACAAGCAGAAUGUCUGUUUCCUUCCCUAGAUCUUUGAAGUGCGCCACAAUGAACCACUAAAUAUUCCCUUUUAUUUUAUAUGUGUUAUGUAGGCCUAUAGUUUUACUCUGUUUUCUCCGUUCACAGAAGCGCUGCAGGUGUGUGAUGUGGCGUUGUGUGAACUCAUGUUCUACAUAUCCUGCAAUUUUCGCUGGUUUCAAAACGCACAACAAGCUGCAUAUUACUUGACAUUCAUUUUCACUUAAAUGCUUGACGGUUGGUGACAUAUAUCAUCGGAAAAACUAAUGCCAGGGCAUUGCCAUUGUCACUUACCUAACCUAUGAUGACUUGACAGCUGAGCAUUUCACUCACUGUAGAGCCUGAGCGCGGGCAUUUCACACACUUUGGAUGCGUCAGCGUCACAUUUGCAUAUGCUGUACUAUUUGAAUUCGUGAUUGGUUGACUGCCAAAUCAAAAUAUUAAACAGAACGAUAAAAUAACGUUAUUAACCGGUUAAUGGCCAUUUCAAAUUAGUGGUUCUGUUCAGAACGAUUACAUUUGAUUUUGUUUCCGUUUCUGGUUAUAAUAUAUAUAUAUAUUCUAAUAAUAGGAUGUUUUCUCUCUCUCUCUCUCUCUCUCUCUCUCUCUCUGUCCAUGACACAAAAUGGCACAAUGCCAAAUGAUUUUGUCUCAUUAUUACAAUGGAAACAACUUACAAUACUCCAGUUUGCCGUCCUGGUUUCCUUUCCGUGAAGUUUGUUUAGAGCUCACAAAAAUUAAUCGAAACUCACUGUAUAUAGGCUACUAGCAAGCUCUUGUGUGCCAUAUGAACUCAUGUUUUGGGUUGGUGUGUAGAUCUUCUCUUCUUCUUCUGUUUUGGUGGUUAGCAAACAGAGAUGCAGAGAACAGGAUCGCCUGUGACUGACUGUAUUCAUCGUCUGACUGUAUUUACACACACUGUAUAAAGGCAUUGGUAGAUGUAAACAUGGCUGGGUGGUCACAAUUAUGAAUAUGAGACUGCUGAUAUAAACUUCUUGUUUUUUAUAUGUACAAUAAGGAGAAAAGUGGAUUUAAGGUAAGAAAGCACAACCCUCGCAGUGUCAGAUUGCCAGUCUGUCAGUCAAGUCCGAAGCAAGACACAACCCACAGCAAAGCGAUAUGGCAACGACGUCUCAGAUAGUCUGACAGCAGUUAAAAAUAAACAGAGAGUAAAUUACUUUUGAGUGAUUCCUUACAAAAGAGUGAAUCAAAUAUGCUAAAGAUGGAAGCUUGAACGUGUGUGUAACGUGCUUGAACAGACCACAUUGGUUCUUGCGCGUUAUGCAUGCACAUUUGAGCUUCUUCUUUUCCUUUUAUUGGUGAUCGCUGGUUCCCACUUGAAGGUGCAUACUGCCACCUACUGCACAACACAGAGAAUGACAGCUGAUGUAAUAUAAAGGAUCAGGUUUAGGAUAUCCGAUCAGUUAAAUAUCGAUCGAUCAGUUAAAAAAUGCUUAAUCAGCCCCGAUCCCGAUCCUCGAGAUUAGCUCAGGACAUCCCUAAUUGUAAUCCAAAAAUCUUGCAUAUUGUGGCUUUAAUACAGUUUUCAAUGUUUUUAAUUAAGUCCUGGACCUAAACCUGGUAAGAUUUUCUUGAUUAUAUCCAGUUUAAAAAGUCUUCAUUUUAAAAGUGUAGUAAAACCAUUUCUCUUUCUGGCUUGCCCUGCAGUGCUGUCCACAUUAAUACUAGCUCUGCGAAAAUACAAGACAUUACGGCAGGAGAAAAUGGCAACACAAGAGCUGGAAACAGAGGAGUUCUCUGAGAAAAUCUUGAGUUUUACAGUCCCAGAGUCCAGCCAAACAGUUCCU